AUGAAUACCACAAGUACCACACCCUUGGAAAAUGUAGCUGUCAAGCUGGUUACGGAUAAAACAAGACGCAAGCGACUUAAAGUGAUCAGUGCAUGUUGUGAAUGUAGAAGAAAAAAGACUAAAUGUAAUGGAGAGAAACCUUGUGUUGGUUGUAUAAAGACAAAUGUUGAAUGCAAGUAUGCCAACAAUAACAACAACAAUUCUCAACAAUCCAUCAAGACGGCAAGUAAAUCAGCUGCUGCUACUUCUACUUCUACAACUACUACCACAACACCUACAACCCCUAUUGUUGCCAAUGCUAAUAAUACGACAACAAAUACUUUCAACACAAAUCAAAUGAAUGACAUAAAUAAACUUUCCCUUCAAUCGAUCGAACAACGUCUUGCUGCUAUUGAAGAUAUUCUCCAGCUACUAUUGCAACAACAACAACAACAACAACAACAACAGCAGAUUUCGGAAUCUCGUCAUAUGAACUCCGGUUAUCCCUCAUCUCAUUCCGGUAAUUAUUACGGUAAAAGAAAGCAUGAAGAGGUAGAUGAUUACUACUCUAUCCGAUUGCCUCCUCCUUUAAACUAUUCUGAAUCUUCCUCUUCUUCAUCCGUUUCCUCUACUUCUCCAAAAUUGAAUACAAUUCAAAACUUGUUAAAUGAAGGUGAUAAUAAACAACAUUAUCAUCCAUCAAGGCCCUCUGCUUUUUAUAGAUUAACUGCCGGUUCAGAUACUCGUUACUAUUAA
Molecule: messenger RNA, 735 nt
Organism: Rhizopus microsporus ATCC 52813
Lineage: Eukaryota; Fungi; Mucoromycota; Mucoromycetes; Mucorales; Rhizopodaceae
Exons: 1
Coding region: 1-735 (244 amino acids)
Biological process (GO): positive regulation of transcription by RNA polymerase II
Cellular component (GO): nucleus
Molecular function (GO): sequence-specific DNA binding; zinc ion binding; DNA-binding transcription factor activity, RNA polymerase II-specific
Source: RefSeq, a predicted model, not a curated record